AUGUGGAGUUAUGUGUACCUUUCCAACUAUGGUGGAACCCCAACUGUCUUUGGUAUUGCUAGCAUCAUCAACACAUAUCAGAAAUUUUUGCGUACUUCUUCAGCUUCCGACUCAUCUCACAGAUGGGCAUGUAAAGGUGUUGUGUAUGGCUUAACAGGCAAUGUGGUUCGCUUCUUGUACAUUUCUUGGAUCAAGAACCCAUGGGGGUCUUACCAUUCGAAUUAUUCAAGGUAUUACUCAUGCUGCUGUGUGGGUGCUUGCUGCUCCUAUAUUGCACACAACACACCACCUCAUCUCCGAGCUUCUUCACAAGGAGUACUCCAGGGCAUCCAUCAUGGCUUUGGCAGAGGAUGUGGAGCUAUCAUUGGAGGAAUAUUUGUCAGUUACUUUGGCACUGCUGUUGUGUUCCGUUCAUAUGGUGUGGUGUCCUUGAUUGUCUUGGGACUUUUCAUCUUCAUCAACUUCUACCGCAAGGACAUAGGCUUCCAGCCCGAUCUACCUCCAGAGGAAGACCCAAGGCAGAUGGCAGAAGAAGGGACAGCCUUGCUCCCCAUGGUGUACCAGCCAAUCCGAUGCCAAGGGCAUUAAGUUCACAAAAGUUGAAUGAAGGAGCACCAGAUGCUGGUUAUGGGACUUACAAUGCUACCAAUGGAAUGCUUGACAUACCAGGCAUACAAUGAUUUGCUGAACGGAAGUAAUACUGGCAAAGGAGACACCAAGAUGUUCAAGGCUGCUCCUGCCAUAACCUCACCUCAC
Molecule: messenger RNA, 756 nt
Organism: Penaeus monodon (black tiger shrimp)
Lineage: Eukaryota; Metazoa; Arthropoda; Malacostraca; Decapoda; Penaeidae
Product: major facilitator superfamily domain-containing protein 6-A-like
Exons: 6
Coding region: 1-588 (195 amino acids)
Cellular component (GO): membrane
Source: RefSeq, a predicted model, not a curated record